AUGUAUCAUUUAAAAUCCAUCCAUCUUGUGUUCUACAACCUGAAACCAGAUAGAGAGCAACAUCUCAUACAGAUUUACAGGUGCAUCUGGGUGCUAUGGGAAAUUGAGAAGGACGACUGGGAAAGCGUUUUGAGAGGACUGGACAAAUCUCGAGUGAAGUUUGUGAUAGCAUCGGGCCUAAUCGUGUCCCCGGACCAACCCUGGUUGGCAUUCAAUCUGUUCAUGAUAUCCGUGUCUUUUGUAAUCAUGUCGUUCUUUGUUUACGUGGGCGGCAUGAGCAUCUACUUUGCGCGCAACGACCUUGUAGCGUUCGUAGAGAUCGCACACGCCUACACGUUUGUGUGCGCAUUUUGGGUGCUUCUGUUCGUGCACUACAUGUUCAAAGUGCCCUUCGCUCAUGAGCUUCUUCAAACCAUAGAUGGUGGAAUAUUUGAGUACAAGACAAAGUACGGCAGAGACAACGACGAGAAACUCAUCAACAAAAUGAGAUUCUACCACUCACUUUUCCAAAAACUUUUCCAUUCUGCUAUAGCUACAGCUUUAGCAAUCCUGUGUUUCUUGGGUCCCUUCAUCAUCAAGUUUUUCGGAAACGAAGACCGAAAAAAGAUCAAGGAAAUAAACUACAAUUUCCCUGUACCGUUGUGGUUCCCCUUCAACACAGACACGGUACUUGGAUUCAGUCUAGCCUACGGUAUACUUUUCUUCCAAAUCUCUCUGAUUGCCGUCUAUCUAUCAGCUGCUAUUCCUUUCCUGGUUUAUGUAGCGUUUGAGAUCAACACUCAGUACAUCAUUUUGAAAAAUUCUAUACUGAAUCUUGAGCAACGGGCCUUGGAGAGAUACAAUGUGGCUUGCAGUGUAACAGAAACUCAGAUUCAAUUGCUGAGGGAAGACCCAAUAUUUGAAAGAUGUGUGCAGGAGAGCCUGAAAGAGAAUUUACUGCAUCACAUAGAAAUUCUGAGAUUUUUCAGUCUAUAUCAGGACUUAUCAUCAACGAUUUUUGGUAUCAUAAUAGGGGUCAGCAUGGUGAUACUCGCAUCCUUGUCUCUCGUGCUCACAAAGAUAGAGCUAUUCUCAUUUGAGACAGUGAAAUUUGCAUUUUUCUUUAUAGUGGAGUUAGUGGUGGUGUUUGGCUAUUGUCUGAUGGGGACUUUUCUAACUGAUGGAAGCUUAGAAAUACCAAGUGCGUUAUAUAAUUGCCCGUGGUAUAACUUGAAUGAGAAUCAUAGAAGGAUGCUGCGAGUGUUCCAAAUUAAUUCCUCGAUAAGUAUUGAACUGAGAGGCAAUGGACUGUUCUUGAUUGAUCUACAGUUAUUUGUCCAGAUAGUUCAAACGACAUACUCAAUAUUCAAUAUUUUCUCAUCUAUGGAGACUUAAAUCUGAGGAGAAAUCUGUGAAAAUGAAAUAAUAAUCAAGAAAUGAAGAGAGAGAGCGGACUAAAACAAGGAG
Nilaparvata lugens (brown planthopper) is the source of this 1446-nucleotide messenger RNA. RefSeq lists its product as uncharacterized. Gene Ontology annotation, biological process: sensory perception of smell; detection of chemical stimulus involved in sensory perception of smell. Gene Ontology annotation, molecular function: odorant binding; olfactory receptor activity. The transcript is spliced from 6 exons. The record is from RefSeq and is a predicted model, not a curated record. The coding region runs from base 1 to 1374 and encodes 457 amino acids. Lineage: Eukaryota; Metazoa; Arthropoda; Insecta; Hemiptera; Delphacidae. Gene Ontology annotation, cellular component: plasma membrane.